Bradysia coprophila is the source of this 4635-nucleotide messenger RNA. RefSeq lists its product as uncharacterized. NCBI's taxonomy places the organism in Eukaryota, Metazoa, Arthropoda, Insecta, Diptera, Sciaridae. The record is from RefSeq and is a predicted model, not a curated record.
GCACAUGUGCUUCUCAUAACCUAUCUUUACAUUACACGCAUUCGCACAACUACUUUAUAUUUUUUUAUGUUUAAUUGUGCAGAAAAAAAGACUCGAAUAUAGAAUUUCCGCGACAUAACAAAACUUGUUUAGGAAAUUGGUUUGAGAAAUUAGUUAAUUAGAAACUGUAAAAUUUGGAUUCAACGAAGCUGGACUGAAUUAAAACCAAAUACAAGACUGCCUGUACGUUCAUAUUGUCGGAACAUCGUCGUGUAAAUUUUUACGUCCUCACGACCGUUUUCAAUCAAGGGUCAAAUGUUUGUUUAGAUUUUGAUUGCAUUGUGUGCUAACCAUAUCAAAGAAAUCACUCCAGACAAUAACAACGACUAGAUAGUCUUAACUCACUGAAUUUACCAGCUGUCAUACAAUAAUUCCGAAAUGGAUGAUCAGACUCAUAACUCUCCACCGUCGUCCAGGAAAUCGUCUGUGCUGGGUAAGCUUGACCGUCCCGAGACGCCGAACAGAGGCAGUCCCUACCUGACGCGAUCGCGUAAAAGUUCAACUUUGACUGAAGAGAAUAUCGCAAUGCACAAUGACACGCCAACCAGUAAAGGUGCUCCUACCAGACGAAUCACUCGACGAAUGUCACAAAGCAACGAGAAUCCCGUUGUUUUAACACCAAUGCCACAAGUAGCGAAACGAACCAGACGUUCACCAAGUGUUGCGAGCGGUGAUGAUUUAAUGUCUACGCCGAAAAAGAAGUUCUCUGUGGCGCAGGAGAAUGUCGUCAUUGAGGAAGAUGAAACAGUAGAGGAAAAUAAACUGGAAUCAACAGGUGCUGGCACAAAUGGAUCUAAAAUUGAAAAUGAAGGUGACAAGGAGAAUAUUAACACAAUUGUCAAUGGGAAUGCAUCGGACGAAACACUGCAACACAAGUCACCACCGGAUGCAAGCGAUGCCAAUAAAAUAGGUUCGGUAGCGGAACAGCCAAUGGAACCAACUACUUUAACGGAAACUGCACCAGCCGAUUCUAAUGAGCUAGCGGUAAGCACUUUAAAUUCAGCCGCACUUCCUGUUGAGGUUUCCACAAAGAUUACAGAGUCCGUUAAUGCGGAUGUCUCGGCCACACAAACCAGUAGCCCACCAUCUACAUCAGAAUCAUCGGAUCAGAAUGUAACUGUUAAUUCACAGACUACAGUUGCAAUCAAUGACCAAUCUGAAUCUGACUCACCAAAGUUAUCCGAAUCAAUGCUUGACAUUGUUCGAAAGUUCACAUCAGAAAUGAAUGCAACAGCAGAAGAAAAUCUGGACACGACGAGUGCAUCGCUAAAUUUCAAUGAUGCUUCUAUCGUGGAGCUGAAUGACACUGUUUGCGAAAUGAAGACACCAAACAAAUUAGCUAAGAUUUCUGCCACAGAUGUGAUUGUCGUUCCGGAAACACCAAAUGCGUCGAUUAUCAUCAUUCCUGACACUCCAAUCCAAACACAAAAGUCUUCAAUCACGGAAACUCCGAAAUUGAAUCCAUCCACUGUGCAGUCUAUUCAGCAGGUAGAUUCGCCGAAGACUCCAGUUCAGGUGAAAACAUCAGUUACGAAUGACGGUAUUGGUCGUGUUACUCGUUUGUCUAUGUUAAAGACACCAAAAGUUCUUCCAUCGGCUGUACAGGCUGUUCAACAGGUGGAUUCGCCGAAAACUCCAGUUCAGGUGAAAAAUACUGUGACGCCUGACGAUACUCCUUUGGCGAUUCCAAAAACUGUUCCGGUGACGCAGCAGUUAAAUUCUGUAACAUCACUUCAGCAGACUGCCGUUACCACGCCUGUGGCUAUCCGAGAAACUGCGAAUACUGUUUUGGAUGUUAUACCAUCAACUCCGAAUUCCGUACUGAAUGUGACAGAAUCGGAAGAAGAAAAUCUGUUAAGGACUCCUCCAACUCCAUCAAAACCAGCUUCAGAACUUAAGUCUAACGUCGAGGUUACGAAAGAUGUUACAUCUGAUAACACUCCUAACACACUGGAACUGGAAGCGGACCCAGCAGAGACUGCGCCAUUACAAAACGGAAAUGUAGACGAAAAUACUGAAUCGAAAUGGGGCAGCUCAAUUCGUCGUAAAUCAGAUGGAAAACCGAUCGACAAAUUUGGAGUCACCAAAUUGAGUGCAGAAACGGCAACUUCGAAACCGAUCAAGAACACAUCAACUGUUCACAUUGUAGAUACAAGCGACGAGGAAUCUUGUGACGAUGAGGAUUCGAACAAUGAAAGUGGAUCUCGUAACAUGUUUCUUGAUGAUGAAGCUAUGGAGAGUAAUGGAGAAGCGUCAAUGGAUGAGGAUGAAAGAAAGUUCUUGGAAGAAAACGAGAUUCCGGAGGAAGGAAUAUCGCUUGGAUCCGAAAGUGACGAAGCAAUGUCCGAAGAAGAGGAAUCAGAUGAUUCCUUCAUUGUUUCUGAUUCGUCUGUGCAAUUGCUCGAUGGUACUGGUGAUGAUAUUGGAAACGAGUCCGUGAAACAUGAUACAUCGGUAAAUAAAUCGAAGCGAGGCAACAAGAUUCUUGACACCAGCGACGAAGAGUCUAAAGAAGAACCAAAGAAGUCAUCUAAGAAAAGACGUCCCGACAGCUCGUUGAAUCGCACCGCCAAAUACUCUAGAGUGGAUGAUGAUGAUGAUGAUGAAGAUGAUCAGCAUAACAAUGUCAACGAAAGUGGUGACGAAGAUGAGCUGGCGAAUUUGGACGUUGAACCGAAGAAAACUAGAAGCUCGAAAAGACUUUCCGAAUCGACGUCACUAUCGAAGAAAGACACAAAACGCCUAAGCCUUCAUCCAAACAUGAAACUCAGCUCUCUGGAGUCAAAUGGCCAAGAAACGGAUGUCAAUAAAAGCGAUUCACUCGAAGCGGAUGACAACAGUGAGGAAGAUGUUACCCAAGAAUUAGCAAAUUUGGAUGAAGAACCGAAGAGGAUCACUCGUUCAAAGAGACAUUCUGAAUCAUUUGAGUCAUCUAAAAAGGACAAUAAACGAAUGAGUUUACAUCCAAAUACAAAGCUCAGCAGCGUGAAACUGGUUCAGAAAGAAAAUGAGCUCAGCAGCGUGAAUUUGAAUCAGGACGAAAGUACUGAGGAUGGUGCUCCAACCACCGCUGAAGAAAGCAGCAGAGCGAUUGUCGAAGAAGAACUAGCAAACCUAGAUAAUGAACCGAAAAAAUCUAAAAACAAGAAGAGAUUGUCGGAGCUGAACUCUGUUUCCAAAAAAGAAAUGAAACGGCUGAGCCUUCACCCCAAUACAAAGCUCAGUUCUGUGGAAUCGAAUGAAGGCGGACAAGAACAAAAUCGCGCGCAACAACAACAGUCGAAAGCCGAUGAAAAUGAUUCGACUGGAGCCACGAUUGUUCUUGAAGAUGGACAAGAUAUCGCAGAAGAAUUAGCAAACCUGGACGACGAACCGAAGAUAACAGGAAAGUCGAAGAGACUGUCUGAUUCUAUGCCCACCUCCAAAAACGAUACGAAACGAUUAAGUCUGCACCCCAAUGCAAAAUUGAAUCGGUCCGGAUUCGAUUUUAAAGUGUUUGCAUCCACAGUUAUCUCAGCUGAAACGAAUGAUACUGAAAAAGUUAUUGCAUCCGCCGUUCCCAAUACUGCGGCAAAUGAUCAAUCUGCACCUGAUGCCGGUCAACAAACAAUGGAUGUAGAACGUUCGGUUGAAGAAAUCCAAGCUAGAUGCGACGAGGUACUACAACAGGUGAACGAAACUAGACGGCUCGAAAAAUUGAAUAAACAACCUAUGCAGGAGGACAAAUAUCAGAGACUCAAGGAUAAGAAGGCUGCCAAAUUGAAAGAAAAAAGAGAGAAGGAAGCCCGAGAAAAGGAACGAGAAGCACAGGCUGAAGCACAGCGUCAAUUGAAACGAGACAAAAAAUCGAAGAUAGCACAGCUAACAGAGCAAGAAAAACGCAAAGCCAUUCAAAAAGCCAUCGACUUUAGCGAAACGAUUAAAGCAAGAAAGGCUCAACAUUCCAUUGUAGUGACAGGAAGUAGCGAAUCAACGGAGGAAGAACGGAUACCGUCUCCUGUUAAAACUAAAAAGCGAAAACCGAAACGACUACAGAUCUUGAAUGAAGAACCCAAUCAAACGAAGAAGAAAAGACGUGUCGUGGACACCGAGCAAAUGCCGGCAAAGCCAGAGGGAUUCAAAGCUAACUCAAUUCCAGUCAAGUCUAGAGGUAAUAAAAUCAAGCAGAAGCCUGAAAAAGAUAAGGAGGAGGGAGAUACAAGCGCUGGUAGCUUUACAGUAGAACCGAUGCCAAAAAGUUCAGCCACUCCGUUUGUCGUAACUACUUUACAGUAUAAUCCAGCGAUCAAAUUCAGUUCAUUUAAAGAUAAAGCGAUUUCCAAUUCAAAUGUGCAGCGCGUUAGUUCUGCCGAGCUUUUGAAUCGUAAAAAGAAACAAAAGAAGAUGCAAACUAAUUGAUGACUUUGCUAAUUUUCGUACUGUGUACUUUAAAGAAAUUGAAUUUUUGUUGAUAAGAAAGAAGAAGAAGAAGGAGAAGUUUGUAUAUUCGUUGGUUUACUAGUUUUUAAGAUAUUUUUUUUUUCAAAGAAAUGUUUCUGUUCGGAAAAUUUAUCCAUCGAUUAAUUUAAAAAUAAAACAAAUUCACAUCGCAAUGGU